Messenger RNA from Gasterosteus aculeatus aculeatus (three-spined stickleback), 1212 nucleotides. The record is from RefSeq and is a predicted model, not a curated record. NCBI's taxonomy places the organism in Eukaryota, Metazoa, Chordata, Actinopteri, Perciformes, Gasterosteidae.
CACCUCGCGAGAACUCAAAGCCUACGUCACGUUACCUUUGACAUAGAUUUGUUUCUGCACCUGAGAAGCACGCAGCCAGAAGGGUCCAAGAUGAACAGAGCUUUCAACAAAACAAGUCUGAAACAGCUGACUGGUGUCCUCCAAAGGUUUCAAAGCACCUUGGUGGUUGCAGAGCACAACAAUGAAAAGUUGACCCCUAUUACACUCAAUGCCAUCACUGCUGCCAGUAAGCUGGGUGGAGAUGUGUCCUGUCUUGUUGCUGGAACAAACUGUGCACAGGUUGUAGAGCAAAUCAGAAAAGUACAAGGCGUGAAUAAGGUUCUGGUUGCUCAACAUGAUUCUUACAAAGGUUCCCUGCCAGAGGAGCUGACUCCACUUAUCCUGGAAACUCAAAAGCAAUUCAAAUUCACUCACAUCUGUGCUGGUGCAUCUGCCUUUGGAAAGAACCUGCUUCCCAGAGUGGCUGCCAAGUUGGAUGUAUCUCCAGUGUCAGAUAUUAUUGAGAUAAAGUCUCCGGACACUUUUGUCAGAACAAUCUAUGCUGGAAAUGCUCUCAGCACGGUGAAAUGUAACGAGUCGGUCAAGAUCGUCACGGUCAGAGGCACGUCCUUUGAGGCGGCACGGUAGCUUACAGAUUCAUCCAAAAAGCUCAGACCGUUUGGUUCUUCUUCUCCUGCUGGAGUGUCUGAGUGGCUGGAACAGAUUCUGACAAAGAGCGACCGCCCAGAUCUGACCAGCGCUAAGGUCGUGGUGUCAGGAGGAAGAGGCUUGAAGAGUGGAGAAAACUUCCAGCUGCUUUAUGACCUUGCAGACAAGAUGAAUGCUGCAGUUGGUGCAUCCAGAGCAGCAGUGGAUGCUGGUUAUGUCCCCAAUGACAUGCAGGUUGGACAGACAGGCAAGAUAGUAGCACCUGAGCUGUACAUUGCUGUUGGCAUCUCUGGAGCUAUUCAGCACCUGGCUGGAAUGAAAGAUAGCAAGGUUAUCGUUGCUAUCAACAAGGACCCGGAGGCUCCGAUUUUCCAGGUGGCUGACUACGGCCUGGUCGCUGAUCUGUUUAAGGCGGUUCCCGAGAUGACCAAAGCACUGGACAAGUGAUAGAGACCACCGGGUCCCUCAGUCGCUGCCUCAACAAAUACAUGAAGCACUAAUCCCCUACAUCAGCGAUUACCAAAGUGUGGGCCGCGAAGGUACUGCAGGUGGGCCGCGAGAGGU